Oryza brachyantha (malo sina) is the source of this 1383-nucleotide messenger RNA. RefSeq names its product binding partner of ACD11 1. Gene Ontology annotation, molecular function: RNA binding. The record is from RefSeq and is a predicted model, not a curated record. NCBI's taxonomy places the organism in Eukaryota, Viridiplantae, Streptophyta, Magnoliopsida, Poales, Poaceae. The coding region runs from base 230 to 1054 and encodes 274 amino acids. The transcript has 8 exons.
UUCUCGGCGACCAGCGAAGCGAACAGCUCGAGAAAGAGAGAGAGAGAGGCUUUUCGCAGCCAACCCGACCAACCAGCCCCGCCAUUGCGGAUCGCCCGAGCACCAAACCCUACCCUACUCAGCCCAGCGCAGCCACCAGCCUUCCUCUGCUUCUGCUGCUGGUGCCGGGAUUCCUGGUUGUUCCUCGCGUGGGUGUUUUUUUUUUCUCGGUGUCGUGCCAUCAUCAUCCAUGGAGGGCGGGAGGAGGGCGGUGAGGACGGUGCGGGUGCGGAACAUCUCAGAUCUGGCCGGGGAGCGGGAGGUGCGGGAGUUCUUCUCCUUCUCCGGCGAGAUCGAGCACGUCGACAUCGGAUGCGAUGGGGUGGCGACAGGGAGGACAGCCUACGUCACGUUCAAGGAUCCCAAGGCCCUAGAGAUCGCGCUGCUGCUGUCGGGAGCAACAAUUGUGGAUCGGGUUGUCAACAUAACCCCUGCUGAAGAUUACAUCUACAUCCCUGUUACUGACCAGCAACUUGUGGUCAGUGAGGUGACAAGUACAGCUCCCAUUGCAGAUUUGGACCAACCUAAUGAGGCCAAUUCCAGUCCAACUACUGGCCGUGUUUAUGUCAGCAAGGCUCAUGAUGUCAUGACAACUGUGAUGGCAAGGGGUUCAGCAAUGCGACAAGAUGCUGUGAACAAAGCUAAAGCAUUUGAUGAGAAACAUCAAUUGAGGGCAAAUGCAACGGCCAAGAUCAGUUCCUUUGAUAGGCGUGUUGGCAUUUCAGAGAAGAUAAACAGUGGGAUAUGCGUUGUAAAUGAGAAGGUGAAAUCUGUGGACCAAAGACUACAUGUUUCUGACAAAACAAUGGCUGCUUUGCUGGCUGCAGAGCGCAAGCUAAAUGACACUGGCUCUGCUGUGAAAACCAACAGGUAUGUGUCUGCUGGAACAAGCUGGCUAAAUGGUGCCUUCAGCAAGGUUGCCAAGGCUGGUCAUGUUGCUGGCUCAAGAACAAGAGAGAAGUUCCAAAUAGCUGUGUCCAAUCUAACAGCAAAAGGCCCUGCUGUUGUUGCUUGAGUUGCUGCGCUGGUUUUUGAAGCUCUUCUUCCCGGAAAAUCGAUCAUAAAGCAUUGGGCAAUCACCUUCACUUGAAUGUAUCGACAGUGUUGGCUUGUAACUGUGUAUUUCACUGUUCCCAUUUUUACUUCGGGGGAGGUUUUUCCGGUGAGCCAUGUCAGAUUUGGUACAUAGAGGAUCUCAUGUUUUGGGAAUUUUAGAGCCGUCAUUCUUUUUUAGUGUCGAUGUUAAAUUGAUUAUAGGUGAUAGUGAUAUUCUGGGCCAUGUUCUUGACUCGGUAUGAAGUAUUGGUUGUUAUUGAUGUCUCUGUGCUUGUGCCAACUUUGUUC